AUGAUUUCUACGAAACGCGAAGCAGGUUUGUUUUAACAAGACUUGCCAAAUUACGGGCCGGCCCGGCCCGGUCGGCCCGGCUCAAAAGGCGCGAAUUCAAAUUUUUGGGGGAAAUCUAUUUUUUUCGUUUUUUUUUGCGGGGAUCAAAAUUUAAAAAAAAAAUUCUACUAGUGCUCAAUAAAAAGCGUUAUUAUUUUCUUCUUUUUUAAUUGUUACUUUUGCUUUGAUGCCAAUAAAAACUAUUUUUGAGAACUACAUUUCUUUUUUAUGCUCGAUACUUGCAAAGUUCGUUAGUUCUACGAAAAACAAACAUUUUAUUUAAUCAACAGUUCAAAAUUUGGAUUCCCGCUUUUUGAACCGUGCCGACGGGCCGGGCCGGCACCAAUCGAUUGUUCUCCCCAAGUUUUCGUUAAAAAUGGGUCCGAAGCGUGCAAGUUUUCUGUGCUUUUCGGCCUAGAAAUGCGUUUUGAGCGAUUUCAAUGGUAAAAUACGAAAAUUCCAGAGAAGCUCUUGAGCGAAACUGAUGAAUACGACGAGGAAUCGACGGCGAAAGAGGGCCGCGUGCCUUCGGAAGUGAUAAAAGUGGAGGAAGAGCUGAAGCACUCGAGCGAACGGUUCCGCAAUCCGAAAUCCUCGGCGACGACGUCGGCCGCCACCGAAUCCGGUCAAAUGCGUGCGAAGGCGAACGCGAAGAAGUUGACGUUUCACAAUAUCGAAGCGGUGGCGGUGAAAAAGAAGGGCGAUCGACAGGAGAUUCUCAAAAAGAUCUCAGGAACCGCGCGUCCCGGAGAGCUCACUUUCAUCAUGGGCUCGUCGGGCGCCGGAAAGACGACGUUGUUGAACAUUUUGACGGGACGUAACCUCAAAAAUAUCGAAACCAAGGGAGAAGUCGUAGUGAACGGGUGGGUGUUUUCACGAUUUUUAGAAAAAAACCGAAAAACAACAAUAAUUCAGGCGAGAAAUGCGUCCGGUGGAGAUGAAAAAGCUGAGCGCGUACGUGCAACAAGACGACGUCUUCAUCGGAAUGCUCACCGUCAAAGAGACGUUGCGAUUCGCGGCGAAAUUGCGGUCGCCGAACAAACUGGACGAGAAAGAGUUGGACGAGAUCGUCGACGAGCUGCUCGUCAUGAUGAGCCUCAAAAAGUGCGAAAAUACAAAAGUGGGCUCGAUGACCGAGAAGAGUUUGUCGCGCGGCGAACGAAAAAGGUUGGCGUUCGCUUGUGAGGUCAGUUUGUUCAAUUUGCGAAUUUUCAAUCGAAAUCUGUCCGUUUUAGCCUGAUUUUGAAUUUUUUUGCCAAAUUGCGGUGGCGUGCACUUGCUCUGCUGCAAAAAUUAUGUAAAACUGUGUUUUUGAGCAUUUGUUAGACUCGAACAGACUGAAAUUUGCGAAUUUUCAAUAAAAUGUUUGCAGAUCCUGACGGACCCUCCGAUCCUUUUCUGCGACGAGCCCACUUCGGGCCUCGAUUCGUUCAUGUCGCAUCAGGUGAUCAAGGCGUUGCGCCAACUGACGAACGAGGGAAAGACGGUCGUGUGCACGAUCCACCAGCCGAGCACGUCGGUCUUCCAGCUCGCCGACCAACUGAUUCUGCUCUCGCACGGCCACGUCGCCUACUCGGGCGCCGCCAACGCCGUCGACGAGUUCUUCGCGCGGUGCGGCCAUCCGUGCCCGCAAUUCGUCAGCUCGCCCGACCAUUUUAUGCGCGUGCUCUCGCACAAAACCCACGAAUCGGAGACGGACUACAACGAGCGUGUGGAGCGCGUCGUCGCCGUGCACAACGAGCUGCGAAUGUCGUCGAGCAGCCAGAGCUCGUCGCGUCGCGAGCAACCGGCACUCGCCCGCAACUCGUUCGCCCGCACCUGGUGGUGCCAGUUCUUCUACAUUUUCCAUCGAUCCGCCGUCCAACUCUACCGCGAACGAUCGGUGAUUCUUGUCAAAUUGAUUCAGACCCUCAUCAUGAGUGUGAUGAUUGGAAGCACGUACUUCCGGAUGGACAUCAGCAAACAGUACCUCGCCAGUUUUCGCGGAUUCGCUUUCGUCUCCGUCCAAAUGAUGCACAUGCUGUUCAUGAUGCCGGCGAUGACAGUGUUCUGGAAGGACUAUCCGGUCGUCGUCAGGGAGUUUCAGGCGAACAUGUACUCGCCGAGCGCCUAUUAUCUCGCCAAGACUACUGCCGAUGUGAGUUGGGAGGGUUUUGAGCGUUUGGUUAGUUCUUACGACAUCUUUUCAGAGCGUCCAAUACCUCAUCUUCCCCGUCAUCUUCUCUGCGAUCCUGCUCGCAAUGACCCAUCUACCCUAUGCAUUUUCUUCCAUCGCUCACUAUCUGGCCGUCAACAUUUUGCUCAGUAUGAAUGCGUGUUCGAUCGGUGAGCGUGGCCUCACUUUCCCCCUUAAAACGCUGGCCUAACUUUUGCAGCGCAAGCGUUUGCGGCAAUGUGCGGACACCUGGCGACCGGAAUGACGGUCCUUCCGAUCGUCGUCGUUCCGCUGAUGGUUUUCGGCGGGUUUCUCAUCGACUACGACUCGAUCCCCGGCUACUUCAAGCCGCUCGCGUGGAUCUCGUGGUACAAGUACGGAUUCGAGGCCAUCACGAUCGCCUACUUUCGCGACAUUGAUCGAAUUCCCGGAUGCACUGGCACUGGCGCCGCCUCCAAUUCCUCGGCCGCCAACCCGUUCGAGGAGUGCUCGACGGGCGCCGCGUUCAUCGAAAGCGAACGGUUCGACGAGGCGAACUUGUGGCUGGACUACACGGUCAUUGUCGCCACGAUGCUCUUCUGGAAAGUGCUCGGCGUCGUCGCGUUCACGUGGCGCAUUCGUAGAACUUGA
Caenorhabditis sp. 36 PRJEB53466 is the source of this 2824-nucleotide messenger RNA. The record is from the annotation of a GenBank genome assembly. Lineage: Eukaryota; Metazoa; Nematoda; Chromadorea; Rhabditida; Rhabditidae.